AUGUCUCCGACUCCAAAUUAUAUGUAUAUCAAAUUGCAGAACAACCUCUGCGCUUCGCCUAUUACGAACAUUUUGUUGCCACACUACAAAAACAGUCAACAAUUCACGCAAGUCGAUCGGGCAUGUAUUCAAGACGAGUGGCAGGAGAAACAAUCUCUCAACGGGACCAAUGCGUUCAGUGAUGACACCUACCGUAUCGUUUUCUCUGACAUUCAGAAAACAUUCCACUGGAUUCAGGUGCCACAAGACUAUGGAAACCCGGAAAUUCUGAUAAUUGUCUCCUCGAAUUCUGACAACUUCGCGAGACGAAAUGUGAUAAGAAAGACGUGGAUGAACUCGGAGAAGAAUAAGAUUAUUGGGGAGAAACAACAGAUGAAAGUGAUGUUUUUGGUUGGAGUGGAUGCGAAGAACGAGGCGAAGAACUCGGUAAUUCUGAGAGAGGCAGAGGUUUUUGGAGAUAUGAUUGUCGUCGAUUUGGAGGACACUUAUGUCAAUUUGACAUGGAAGUCGAUAUCCCUCCUUCUCUACGGUCACACUAAGACGCCUCCAUCAGUGAAACUGAUCGGAAAAAUCGAUGAGGACGUGAUUUUCUACCCGGAUCAGCUGAGCAACUUUAUCAAAGAUGGAACUAUAAAUAUGACGAGCUCCUCGAUUUACGGCGAAAAAUGGGAGGCCGGCGUGCCGGUACAUCACAAGGACGAGCGAAGUAAAUGGUACAUCCCAAAAACCUCAUACAAAUGCCGUGUGUUCCCAUCAUACCUCUCCGGGCCGUUCUAUCUUGUCACCCGGAAAGCCGCCGAAAGAAUUACGGUAUCCACUAAGCAUCGGAAGUUUAUAUCUGUGGAAGACGUGUUCAUCAGUGGUCUCCUGGCUGGUGAUGUUGGUGUCGAGAAGAAAUCGCUGCCCUAUUUGUAUAUGGUGGAUGAGGCGACCUCCGACCGUGAGAAAUUUGAAAUCUUGGCAUGGCACACUCUGAAAAACGACAAACAAUUCGUGGAGUCUUGGGAGAACAUGCGGCUGACACGAUGCGCCGGAUGCCAGAGAACAACUCGAUACUUCCGAGGAUCCCGGAGUCAAGUGGCCGAGGAAAUCAAUCAAUAA
Molecule: messenger RNA, 1101 nt
Organism: Caenorhabditis remanei
Lineage: Eukaryota; Metazoa; Nematoda; Chromadorea; Rhabditida; Rhabditidae
Exons: 7
Coding region: 1-1101 (366 amino acids)
Cellular component (GO): membrane
Molecular function (GO): hexosyltransferase activity
Source: RefSeq, a predicted model, not a curated record